UAUGGGAUGUUUGUUUUUGGAAUUUCAUGAUUAAAUUUUUUAGUUAACUUUCCAAGUGUUGAAAUAUGUCUCUGACCUUUAAAGAGUUAUUGGAGAAAAAAGUCAAACAUUUUUAACCAGUUGAUAAAAUAUAUUGAAAAUGGAGAAAAACAGUAUUUAUUUAGAAAAGUAUUUUAAAUCAGACAUUAAUUAUGUUAAGGACAAUAAUUAUAUAAAAGUUAAACUUGACUUUUAUGAUAUAAAGUUUUAAUUUAAAAGGAUGUUCUUUAUUAAAAACAAAAUGUAUUUUUUAAAAAAGAAGUGAACAUGACUUAUUUAAAUUGCUCGUGAAUGUUGACUGAAGUUAAACACAAAGCAUGAACAGAUCUGGAAAGGAAUGCCUAAUCAGGAGAGUGUUCACAAAUUUCUCACCCCAUAAAGUUUAGACUACAGACUACAGUAGGAAUUGGAAGACUGCUUCAGAGAUUGAGUCUUUGGACAUUAUUGAAAAGGAAACAAUUCCUUUUGUCCUGGUUUGUACAUAUGAUUAUGAUAAAAUGAAGUGUUUGUGUUCAUUGGUGUUUUGAUUCAUAUGUUAUAUGUGACUUUGGUUUUGUUUGUGGUACACUAUUUAUGUUGACUGAAAUUACUUUAAUGUCAACCAUAGUUUUAGUAUGUUUAAAAUACCUGAAAUUAAAUUAAUCUUCUAGCACUCCAUUUACUUGAACAUUUUAGGUGACAUUUAAAAUAUGCCAUGGCAUUCUUUGAAACAAGACUACCGAUGUAAGAAAGAAGUAUAUGACUGUUUGUAUGGGAGAAACAGGCUUAAUACAAGCCUUUGUAUGGAAGAACCAGGCUUAAUACAAGCCUUUGUAUGGGAGAACCAGGCUUAAUACAAGUGUGUUCAAUUUCAUCCUAGAUUAGCCUGUGAAGUCCGCAAAUGAAAAAUGAAUAACAUCUUUUUUGUCAAGCAUUUUUGAGAUCAUUAAAUAAACUAAAUAAACUAAAUGUCAUAUGAUAGGCUAUGAUAUUUUCGUAAUUUUGUGUGUGGAAUUAGUUUAUGACUGCUUAUACUGGUAUUAUGGAGGUUAUAUUUACCAUUCAGCACUAUUUGUGUUUUGCAUGUAAACAUAUUUAUGUUUACACUGAUUAUUUUUAUGUUUGAUUGAUCUUCAUAUUUGUUCGCUUUAUUUUGAAUUGAGUGGAUUAAAGCUGCUUUAAUUUUAAGUGGUUAUAAGUUGUUAAAAGAUUGUUUAAAAAUUAUUGUGUAGUUACUACCAUCUGAACAAGUGGAAAAAAAUGAAUUUUCAAAAAUAUGGUUUUUAGUUUAUUUGUGUUGAAUUUAACGAAUUAAUAUCUAUAUGUAGUAUUUAUAUUUGUGUUUUUCAAAGUUAAUUGUGAUUGCUUGCAGCUGUUUAAAAUGUUAAAUUUUUGAGAAUCUGUUUGAGACAAAAGACUUUCCAUUAGAGUUAAAUGUUCGUACUCUUGUAGUUGUAAUUAAAGUCAGACUAAUGAUUGUGUUGUUUUAUUUAGUUUGUUGUGUUUUUGUGAUAUGAGCCUCUUUAUUGGAAAACUGGGCUUGUUACAUAUGCAUGAACUGCAAUCUCAGAUAAACCUGUAAAGUCCGCGCAGGCUUAUCAAGGAAUACACUUUCCGUCUUAACUGGAUUUUUGUUAAGAAACGACUUCCUUAAAACUAACAAUUCCAUAAAAGCAGACAUUUUCUGUGCAGUCCUCAUCUGGAUUUUCGUUUAGACGAGACUUGAAUGAAACAAAAAGUUCCAUAAAAGCUUACGCUGUAGUCCCUGAUUAGCCUGUGCUAAUGCAAUAAGCCCAGUUUUCCCUGAACAAGGCUCAAAUUACUCUAGCGACAUGUACGGCUUAAGGCUAUAUUGAUUACUGUUUGUCAGACUGAUGACUUGAAAAAAAAGUCUGGGUGUGCACUUUGGAUAUAGCUUUGCCGAAUCAAGGUUAUACAUGAAUAGGACAACAAUAAUAUAAGCUGCAUCAUGCGAAAAUAAGUCUUUAUAUGCAAUAUGAAGCCAGCAUAGCUCCGAACUGGUUUGAUCUUUUGUGCAGUCUGGUUAAGACCUAUGAUGUCUGCUUUUAAGUCAGGCAGGAUUACCUGGUCUCAUAAGCGGGCAUGGCAUAUAUAAUCUGUGGCAUGCUGAAGUUUUUAAAUUCAGUAAAACUUAGAAGGAAGAAAGUUAAAAUUGAUGUGUGCUUUAUUUAUUUCAUGAUCUUACAAUCCAUGUGAAAGACACAAAUCCACAGAAUUUGAGGUCCUCCAGCUUUUAAAUUAUACAGGACCUAGUCAGAUUUUAUCUUCCUGUUUUUUAUCAAAUAAAAGCUUAUAACAUUUGCAUGUAUAUGAAUAUAUAUCCCACCAUGCAAACAGUUAAGCAAUACUUACUAUAACAAAGUAAUGACUAUUAUGUUUAUUUGAUAAGAAUAAGUUAGGAAAUUUGACAACAGUACUUCGAAAAAUGUUUUUCACUCAAUAUCACAGAAGGAUAAGAAUAGCCCAUUCAUAUGCCUUUGAAAUCAUAAUAUUUGCUUAAAAGGUCUACAAGUUUAGGUAAAGAGCCAUGAAUGCAUGGUUCUCCCAUUAAUGAUGUUUGUUAAAAGGCCAGAAACAGUUCCUGUAUUGUUAUAUCAACCAAUAAAAUAACAACAAAUUUAAAUGAAAUCAGUCGAUUUUCAUGUCAGAUACAUAGUUUUGUUUUACAUAUUAUGGUCUGUGGACUGUGAAAAGUGGGUUUAAUGCAUGUGCUUUAAGUGUUGUCACAGAUUAGCCAGUGCAGUCUGCAGAUGCUAAUAAGGAAUGACACUACUCUUAUUGUAUUUUUAGCUCGGCUGUUUUCGGAAAAACCUGAGGUAUUGGCAUCGCCAGCUCGUCUUCCGGCGUCGUGCUAAAACCUUUACAUUUUUUUAACCUUUUGAACAUUGGCUCUAAAAUCAAAGUGCUUCAACCUACAACUUUGAAACUUCAUAUGUAGAUGCACCAUGAUGAGUUCUACACGCCACGCCCAUUUUGGGGUCACUAGGUCAAAUGUCAAGGUCACUGUGACCUAAAAAAAAACCUGACAAGCUUUCAUUUAUUCAAAACUGCACCCGCAGCCAAGCGUUGGCACCCAUUAUGCGGUGCUCUUAAUUGUUUAAAGUGUUGGCCCUGAUUAGACUGUGCUGACUGCACAGGCUAAUCUGGGAAAACACUGUACGACAUGCAUUAAACCUCCUUUUCACAGAGCAAGGCUCGUAUAUUUAUACAAUUCAAUUUUUUAUUACCAGACACAAGGUUCGGUUACUUUUGAAAUUACCGGAAUAUCUGAUGCCUUUGGCAUGGGUUGAUAUCACUGCAUCAAGAUUUUGUUCAGGCAAGAAAAUCACUAGCUAUCGAUGCAAAGAGUGCAGCUAUGAACGUAAAUAUCGCAGCUCAGUUGUUGAGCACAUUCGAGUGAAGCAUACAGGCGAAAAGCCAUUCCUCUGUGGACUCUGCAACUAUGCGUCCUCAAACCAGGGCAACUUGAACUCACAUCUUGCCACACAUUUUGACAUGCGUAAUUACGCGUGCCAGAUAUGUGGCAGCGCAUUCAAGACACAGUCACAGCUCAACGGGCACAUGAGGUACCAUUACGCAGAGAAAAAAUUUGUCUGCGAAAUCUGUGCAAAGAAGUUUGUAAACAAUACCCUCUUGAAGCAGCAUUUACUAACGCAUACAUCGGAGUGCUCGUUUUACUGCCAGUAUUGUCAGAAAGGGUUCAAGACCCGACCCCUUGUAAGGCGUCACGAGGCGACGCAUACAGGAGCAGGUAGGUUCCAGUGUGAUAUAUGCGGGGCAUCGUUCUGGAGAAAAGAUUAUUGGCGCGCCCAUAUGCAGGCUAAGCACGGGGAAAACAUGGAGAAAUACAAGCGGAAGCUGGCGAUUCAUGAAAAUAGAAAAACUGAGGAAGCUGAGCCACAUAGUUUGAAUGAAUGCGGGGAUACUGGUACCAUAAUGGUUAUGGUUGGUCCAGAGCAAACCAGAAUGCAAGAAGCUGUAUUAGAUGGUUUGAACCAGGCAGGGGCUAAUAUAAGUACUAUGAUGGUUACCAUGGAUGCAGAGCGACCUAGAAUUCAUGGGCUGAGUUUGCCAGUUGAGUAUCAAAACAUUGAGCUACCACAGGAUGUAUUGGAAAGUGUCCAGGAUAAUAUUGAUUUACCACCGGAUGUAUUGGAAGGGAUCCAUGAGAGUCAUGAACAGUUUUCCAUUCAAACUUUGGAGAAUACUGAAACCACAGAGACCUUCCAAGGACAAUUGAUAACGAAUAUGACAAAUUUGUAACUCUUAACAAAAGAAAUUGUGUUUAGGUGUAGUGUUUUUUUGCUUGAAAUAUUUAAAAUGCAUGAGGUUUUUAAAGAUUGAUUCAGAUCCAAUAAAGUAUGUGUAUUUAU
Molecule: messenger RNA, 4412 nt
Organism: Dreissena polymorpha
Lineage: Eukaryota; Metazoa; Mollusca; Bivalvia; Myida; Dreissenidae
Product: gastrula zinc finger protein XlCGF46.1-like
Exons: 2
Coding region: 3310-4302 (330 amino acids)
Biological process (GO): regulation of transcription by RNA polymerase II
Molecular function (GO): RNA polymerase II cis-regulatory region sequence-specific DNA binding; DNA-binding transcription factor activity
Source: RefSeq, a predicted model, not a curated record